GCCACGGUUCUGCAUGCUCUUAGUGACCGAUGCCACGAUCUCAUAGAUCGACUCCAGGUGCGCCUUGCCGUCCAACUUCCCGACUUGCUUCGAGAUCCUCUCAGCGAAGUGGAUGCGACCACGCUUGCUUCCAUCCUAGCAGCUUUGCCCGAAACUCCGGGCUGUGCGGAGCGGCCUGAUGCGCAGGAUCUGGCGGAUGUCUGCAGCUAUGCCUGGGGAUCGCGAAACCUUACCUGCUGCCGUUACGCACUAGUCAGGGCUAGCCUCUAUGCCCUCCGACUUCCGACGACGAGGCUUCAAGAUCGCUACCUGGAUAGUCUUCUGGACCUGCUGCGCAUGCAAGCAUCUUCGCGCUUCCAGAACUCUGGUCUUUUCCGCAAGGCGAUGGGCCGGUGA
Molecule: messenger RNA, 396 nt
Organism: Symbiodinium pilosum
Lineage: Eukaryota; Dinophyceae; Suessiales; Symbiodiniaceae
Source: the annotation of a GenBank genome assembly